This is a messenger RNA of Drosophila elegans, 1273 nucleotides long. It is a transcript of the gene Or1a, whose product is annotated as odorant receptor 1a. The transcript is spliced from 3 exons. Gene Ontology annotation, biological process: sensory perception of smell; detection of chemical stimulus involved in sensory perception of smell. The coding region runs from base 1 to 1179 and encodes 392 amino acids. Gene Ontology annotation, molecular function: olfactory receptor activity; odorant binding. Gene Ontology annotation, cellular component: plasma membrane. The record is from RefSeq and is a predicted model, not a curated record. NCBI's taxonomy places the organism in Eukaryota, Metazoa, Arthropoda, Insecta, Diptera, Drosophilidae.
AUGUCAAAGCUAAUCGAAGUGUUGCUGGGGAAUCUGUGGACGCAGCGCAUCACCUUUGCCUGCAUGGGUUUGAAUUUGCAGCCCAAAAAGGGCAAAGUUCUGCAGACUCCGGUUCUUUAUGGCAUUAUGUUUCUGGCCACCGGCUUUGAACUCUGCACCGUGUGCGCUUUUAUGGUCCAACAUCGCAACCAAAUCGUGCUCUGUUCCGAGGCCUUGAUGCAUGGCUUACAGAUGAUCUCCUCGCUGCUGAAGAUGGCCAUAUUCUUGGCCAAAUCCCACGACCUGGUGGCCCUCGUUCAACUAAUUCAGGCUCCUUUCAUGAAUCGCGGUGAUCUAGGAGUUUCGGAAUGGCGAUCCCAGAAUCGCUGGGGACAACUGAUGGCCGCCGUUUACUUCAUGAUGUGUGCUGGAACGAGUGUCUCCUUUCUGCUGAUGCCAGUGGCUUUGACCAUGAUUAAAUAUUACUCCACGGGCGAUUUCGCACCAGUCAGCUCUUUUCGGGUGAUACUUCCAUACGACGUAACCCAACCGAAUAUUUAUGCCAUGGACUGCUGCCUGAUGAUAUUCGUGCUGAGCUUCUUUUGCUGCUCCACCACCGGAGUGGAUACCUUAUAUGGAUGGUGUGCCUUGGGCUUGAGUUCCCAGUACCGUCGCCUUGGUCUGCAAUUGAAAUGGGCUCAGCAGCCCUCAGAUUUCUUGGGUUCUGAUUUGGGUUUAAGUUCGUUUUUUGCCGAACAUGCUCGUCUCUUGAAAUUGGUUAAACAUUUUAAUGUCAGCUUUAUGGAGAUUGCGUUUGUAGAGAUUUUAGUUAUUUGUGUGCUUUAUUGCGCCGUGAUUUGCCAAUUUAUAAUGCCACAUACCGACCAGAAUUUCGCCUUUCUUGGCUUCUUUUCGAUGGUGGUCACCACACAGCUGUGCAUUUACCUUUUCGGAGCGGAACAGGUGCGUCUGGAGGCUGAAGGAUUUUCCAGGCAACUGUACGAAGUGAUUCCAUGGCAAAAACUUUCGCCACAACAUCGAAGACUUUUAAUAUUUCCACUUCAACGUGCCCAACGCGAAACUGUUCUGGGUGCAUAUUUUUUCGAACUUGGAAGACCUUUACUCGUUUGGAUAUUUCGCACAGCGGGAUCAUUUACCACUUUGCUAAAUGCCUUGUAUGCAAAAUACGAGACACCUUAAAGCAAUUUACUUACCAUGUAUAAAAAACCUCACAUUUAUGGCUCAAUAAAGGCAGACUUUAAACCAAAAAAAAUGCGUACUUUUAUUUUUAUUU